GUCUUUGUCCUUCAGGGGCGUGUUCAACUGUAAAUUAUCCAAUCACCGUACACCGUACAGUCAGGAAGGAACAUGUGACGUAAGAGGCCAGGCAUCGUUCACCAUUCUGUGUGCGGACAGUCAAUAAACAGAUUCAGUAAAGUGUCAACAAACCUAAUAAUUUAACAUUUCGCAGCAUAUUCAGUAACAUUAUGGACUCCGCAUCGACGAUUGGGGAGUUCAUGCGCACCCUCACUGAGAUGGGCUUUCGUGAAGAUCAGAUACAGGCUGCAAUGCAAGCAGGAUUCUUCUCUGUUCUGGAAGCUGCUGAAUGGAUUCUGCAGGGAGGAAGUCCACGGCACAAACUGGUCAAGCAGUCUUCAGGGCCUCAAGAGACGGCAUUCUCUGCGUUUAACCCUCCUAAAGAUGCACGGCACACAAACAGCAGCUCACACUCUAAUGCAACGGGUCCUUCUUUGGUUUUGGGACCCCCGUCUUCGAACACUCCCGCAGCACAGGAACCACCGCCUCUGGAAACACGAAUCAAACACGAUAAAAAUUAUUUCCAUGAGCAACAGAGGCAGCGUGUGGCGCAAGAGGCUUGCGCAGAGAAGAGACAGAAGAAACAGGAGCGUGAGUUGGUAUUAAAGAGGAUCGCAGAAGACAGGCGCAGCCAGCAGAUGAAGGCCCAAUCCCAACCCACACCCGAGACAUCUUCAUCCAGCGGACAGGGUCAGAGACUUGGUGGGUCUGUGGAGACAAGCAAAGACAACCAUUGCAUCCUCAUGAUUCGUCUUCCCUCUGGGGAAUCAAUGCGCGAACGUUUCCCUGCAGACACGCCCCUAAGCCAAGUCGUCGAGUACAUCGCCGGUCGACAUCCUUCACUGCCCGCCUUCUCUCUCCUACAAGGAUUUCCUAGAAAGCGGUUCGGUGAAGCCGAACUUGCAUGUUCUCUACGGUCUCUGGGACUCACCCCCAACGCUGCACUUUGCAUACAGACCACGCCUCCCGAGACACCUCAGGAGCCGCCAAGUCCAGCUUCCCAAUUGCCCGUUGUAGAACAGGCAGUGGUGGAGCCACAAGAAGAACCUGUGAGACCACCUAUCGACCCACCCCAAGAGGAAGCACAGGAUGAAGAGGAACUGGUAGUGCCACCACCGUUGCCUCAUCAGCUAUGGGAGGAGGCAGUGGGGUAUGCUGGGAUUCCCGGGGUCGGACCUCCAUUUCCAGGACCUGCUCACUUUUGGGGACGAGGCCAGAAACUGGUACCAGGUGAUGUCGCAGAUGAAGAAGAACAUUUGGACAACGAGGAGCAACCAGAAGAUGAAGUUCUACCUCCUUAUCUCGAACUGCCGCCGUUGCCCUUGUUAAUGGACAACAGGGCCAGAGGAGGGCCAGAAGAGCCCAGACAUCACUGGCCUGAACAGGGUAAUAGACUCAGGGAGGCGGAGCCUGACGUCCCGGCAGACCCUGAGGAAGAGCGUGCAUUGCGCGGGGCGGCCGCAGUGGAGCGUUUACAGAGAGCCGCCCAUCACGAAGACCAGCAGUCACCGCAUGGACAGCCCUCACCCCCCAAAAAAUCCUUCAAGACCCCUCGCGUCUCUUCUCUCUGCUCCAUGGCGACCAGAGCAACCGUGGGUCUCAUGACAGCUCCCAGCAUGCAGUACAGCAGUAGCCUGGCGUGUCUGACACCAGAACUAGCCGAACUCUUGUUGAAUCACAUGGCAUGCGAGCGUCUCCUCCGUCCACGCACACUCGAGCUGUUCUUUGGCUGCCCGAUGCAGAAGUUUGUCCUAAAUUGCUAUCCGUACACAACUAAUGAGUUGUUACGACAACUGAGGGCCUUUUCCUGUCUGAAACAUCUCAGCUUAGUCAACUCUCCUCUCAUUACAGAUGCUGGUCUUUCUGUACUGUCCAACCUCUCAAAACUCCAACAUCUCAACCUGUCGUCCUGCAGCAAGCUAACAGACAGCUGUCUUCAGCAUAUUGCGGGGCUCCGCUGUCUGACGUACUUAUCUCUGAAUCAGACUAAAGUAAGCGAUGCAGGAAUGUUGAUGUAUCUACAGUCAGGUUCCUCUGUCCUUUGCCAGCUGAGUUUGAAUCAGACAGCCAUCACUAACAGCACGCUAACAGUUCUGCCCGCGUGUGUACCGCAGCUACGGAUGCUAAGCAUCAAACACACUAAGGUUAGUGAUGUGUCUGCGCUGGCAGAGCUUAGAAACCUGCAGACGCUUCACCUUGACAGCACAGGUGUGCAGGAGAAUUCUCUCCGGUGCCUAGCAACCCAUCCCAGCCUAUCAGCUCUCAGCUUGGCUGGCAUACCUGCCGCUGAUGGAAAUCACACGCUGGAAAUCAUUUCAGGACUGAGUCUUACCCAGUUGACCCUCCCUGGAAGACACUCGGUGACAGACAGUGGGCUUUUAUUUCUCUCCAAACAAACUUUACUCUUAGAGCUCGACCUGACAGACUACACUCAGCUCACAGACCACGGCAUUAUGAAGCUCGCCAACAUGACCAGGUUGAAGAAGCUGUCUCUUAGCAACACUCAGGUGAGUGAUGCUGGGCUGCAGGGAUUGGUCAAUCUAAAGGAACUGCAGGAACUGUGUCUCGAUCGUACUGCCGUCACCAGCAGAGGUGUUGCGAACCUCGUCACACAUUUACCACAUCUACAGGUGAUGGGUUUGGCUAGCACACAGGUUGGUGAUACGGUGAUCAGACGAGGUUUAGUACACUGUCCACAACUACUUAAACUCAACCUCAGCAAAACCAGAAUUACAGACCAAGGUCUCAAGUUCCUGUGUCGUAUGCACUUAAGUCAAGUGAAUUUGGAUGGUACCGGUGUGACUCUAGCUGGCAUUGCCAAUCUGAUCUCCGCCUGUCCUCAUCUGACUAGUGUCCGAGCGAGCCAUACCCGAGCCAUACCACCAGAUCAGCAGUCUGAUGAUGACGAUAUCGAUAAUGAUAACGGCGUCACUAAUGCAUCGCGAUCAUAGUCUUUUCACUUUAACAUCCUCUCCAGAUGAGAAACAUCUUUCAAUUGUUUUGUUUUUAUGAAGUAGCACUAAAAUCUCGCUUGAGUUCGACAAUCAACUUGAAAUGCUUUGUUGAAUGUUAUUACUAAAAACCAAGUUUGGCAAUUUUAAGGUUGCUACAGUAUGCACAGUUGUAUAUUUUUCUUCUGUAACAUUUAGCAUUUUUUUCAAGGUCGUUCAAGAAAUGUUGACCACUACAGUGAAAAUAAACAGACAUUGAGAAAGCGAAGCUUCAUAGCAGUUUAGUUUUUGCAUGACAAUAGCCAGUAUCUUUUGCAUGAGCAGUUUAAUUUUAUUUUGAAAUGUAUGAGAGUAAUAAUAGUUGAAUAAACGACACUUAGAUUUGAUGUAAAUAUAUUUUGGAUACAUGCAUCUGUUAGAUUGAUUUCAAAACUGGAAAGUCAUUUUGGACUUGUUUGCGAUUUAGAUCAGGGAUUACAAACCAAAGUGUGUGUUGUGCGCUUGGCACGUUACCGAAUCUAGCAGAAGAUUAAAUGUGUUUGCGUGCUCCAUUAGAAACGAUAUCUCCUACAUCUCUGUUCACGUUUGAUGUAUGUUUAGUAUUGUAGUUUACAUUGUUGUCAAUAGUUAUCAUUAACCAAGUCUACGUUUCCAUCCGAUUACAAAUAUCGGUCCUACUAAUAACAUUUUGUAUUUGAAGUAUUCGACUUUAAUGUUUGUUAAGCAGCUAAAAAUUCUGUCAUUAUUUACUUAGCCAUCAGUUUCUUUAUUCUGUUAUACACAAAAUAAGAUAUUGUUAAAAAGGUCAAUGGUUCUGUUAACUGUCUGUGUGCUUGGCAUUUAUUUAUCAAAAUAUCUUCUUUUGUGUCCAUUAGAAUAAAGAAACUCAUACAGGUUUAACAUGAGGAUGGGUAAAUGACAAAAUUUUCAUUUUUUGGGUGCACAGCCCCAAAUCUGGUGUUAAAAUGGUGCAUGGGAAACUAAACAAAGCAACAUAUCACACCAUUGGCAUUUGACUGUUUUUGUAACUCAAGCAAGCAUCAAAAGCUUGUGUUAUACAUUAAAGUUGUACCUUUAAACAUCUGAAUGCAAUAACGUUAAAAAAAAUAACUACUCAACCAUAUCUGCAUAAUAAAAUGUUUUGUCAAUAACAAAAUCUUCAGAUACGCACUACAAAAGGAUAUCCAAGUUUAUCCUUUAAAUUUUCAAGGCUUGCAGUCUUAAAAUAAAAACUUUGCUUCACGUGCAUGAACUUAAACUAAACCAAAAAAUUUCUUUUUUUAGUUUCUUUUCAUUUCACGAGCUCAAAUUCAUUUUAUUUUUCUGUUCUCUUUUGAUUGACGGCAUAUAUCGGCAUGACCGUUGGUUGACUUUAAUCAGCUGAUAGUGUGAAAAAUGCUUUUAUUGUGCGAUAUUGGUUGAUAUAUGGUGAAUCUGUAUUUAUUUUCCAUAUGUGCACUCCUGCAUAGUUAUUUGGCUAACAUUAACCCAUUAAAUGCAUUAAAUUAGUGUUUAAAAAAUGUUUGUUCUGUACACCUUGUAGGAACUUCAAAAUCUUCAACAAAUCUGCAAUUUAUUUUGUCACAGAAUGACAACCUUGUGUGUUUAUGUGUCAUGUAGUUUGAUGCAUGUUGUACGAUUCAUUCAGUCUGUUCAUGUACAGUUUAUUGUCUAGAAGGUGAGACUAUUUUUUUUAAUACAUUAAUAAAAUUACAUUUGACAAUG
Misgurnus anguillicaudatus (oriental weatherfish) is the source of this 4697-nucleotide messenger RNA. RefSeq lists its product as uncharacterized. Lineage: Eukaryota; Metazoa; Chordata; Actinopteri; Cypriniformes; Cobitidae. Gene Ontology annotation, cellular component: cytoplasm; nucleus. Gene Ontology annotation, biological process: negative regulation of protein ubiquitination; negative regulation of protein K48-linked deubiquitination; negative regulation of proteasomal ubiquitin-dependent protein catabolic process. The record is from RefSeq and is a predicted model, not a curated record. Gene Ontology annotation, molecular function: K48-linked polyubiquitin modification-dependent protein binding.